Molecule: messenger RNA, 681 nt
Organism: Micromonas commoda
Lineage: Eukaryota; Viridiplantae; Chlorophyta; Mamiellophyceae; Mamiellales; Mamiellaceae
Exons: 1
Biological process (GO): L-serine biosynthetic process; dephosphorylation
Cellular component (GO): cytoplasm
Molecular function (GO): magnesium ion binding
Source: RefSeq, a predicted model, not a curated record
CCCUCCGAGGACGUCAUCGACCUCCUCCGCACCGCCACCGGCGUGUGCUUUGACGUCGAUAGCACCGUGUGCACCGACGAGGGCAUCGACGAGCUCGCCGCCUUCCUCGGCAAGGGCGAGGAGGUGGCCGAGAUGACCAACAAGGCCAUGGGCGGCGGCGUCGGCUUUCGCGAGGCGCUCGAGAUGCGCCUGUCCGUCAUGCAGCCCACCAGGCAGAGCGUGGAGACGUACCUCGCCAACAACGAGCCGAAGAUCUCCCCGGGGGUUCCCGAGCUCUUCGACGCGCUGCGCGCCAACGGCAAGACCGUCUACCUCGUCUCCGGGGGCUUCCGGCAGAUGAUCGCGCCCGUCGCGGCGCGGCUGGGCGUCCCGCCCGAGAACAUCUUCGCCAACAACAUCCUGUUCAACGAGGACGGAUCGUACAAGUCGUUCGACCCGGAAGAGUUCACCAGCAAGGCUGGGGGUAAGGCUGAGGCCGUGAAGCACAUCAAGGCGAAGUUUGGGCACGGGACGAUGGCGAUGGUUGGCGACGGCGCGACUGAUCUGGAGUCGAGGGCGCCGGGUGGCGCGGAUGUCUUUGUCGGGUACGGCGGCGUGCAGCAGCGGGCGGCGGUGAUGGACGGCGCCGACUGGUUCGUCACGGAUUUCGACAAGUUCACGGAGGUUGUCGACUCCAAGUGA